This is a messenger RNA of Ceratosolen solmsi marchali, 1374 nucleotides long. RefSeq lists its product as uncharacterized. Bases 1 to 1374 code for a protein of 457 amino acids. NCBI's taxonomy places the organism in Eukaryota, Metazoa, Arthropoda, Insecta, Hymenoptera, Agaonidae. The transcript has 5 exons. The record is from RefSeq and is a predicted model, not a curated record.
AUGACGAGCCCGUGGACGUCCGCUCAGUCCGCUCAGUCCGCUCAGUUCAAUCGGCGCUUGUCCUGGGGUGGCCCGGGAGGGCGCGAGCCCUACCCCCAGCAGAUUUCCCCAUACGGGUACGGAGCCAACGAAGCAGGCCCCUGGGAUCCAGCGCAAAUCCUCGCCAGAAGUCAAGAGUUCGCGUACCCCCUCGACUGCCGCACCCUCGUACAAGGCGACAAGUACGAGGCCGCGGAAAACGUCCUCGGGGCGCAGCGGAUGUACGAAGGCGCCGCGACGGCCGAGCAGGUGAAGAUCCACGAGUCAAUGGGGCCACAGAAGCCCGAGGUCAAAGGGAGCCAGCCUGGUGCGUCGAAGGUCGAGGUCAGAAAGCCGAGCUCCCGAUCGGCCCGCGAGACCCACAUAGAGAGCGAGCAGUUCCCGACUUUGGGCAACUGGGUGGCCUCCCUCAUCGGCAAGCAGACUGCGGAACGCGCGUCGACGAAGCUCGCACCGGAUGCCAUUGGCCAAAAGCCAUAUUAUCAGCCGCAGUCGCCGAGCACUGCUGAGUCGUACAAAUCAACGGCCGAUCUUGGAUCGACGGGGACGAUGGCUAGCAAUUACAUGGGCAAUGGUUAUGCAUCGAUCCCUGGAAGAUGGACGACUGAUCAACAGCAGCAACAGCAACAACAACGGCAACAAAGGCAGACAGGCCAAUCCUCUCAACAAGAUCAACUACCGGGGACACGCUUUCUUCCCCGUCAACAGAGCUUUCAUGCGCCGAUCUCGUCCACGUCUGCCGCUCUCUCCUAUUCAUCUAAAUAUUCCGCGGAUCUGUACCAGAGUCCGGCCCUACUUGGUUACAAUGCCCUAUAUCCCUACGUCACGUCGAUGACGUACCCGCGGCUGCCCUCGGAGGCGAGUCUCGGCCAGCAGCGCGUGUCCCCAUUCGCCCCCCUGGAGUCGCGUUUCUACUCGGAGGUCGGCGAGGUGCGAAUGCCUGGGCCGAUUGGCAAGCGCGUCGAUUACGUCGAGCAGCAGUCGCAGUACGCGAGGAUGUUCACUCCUAGGGAGCUUCGUGCUUACGAGCAGCAGAGGACGGGUCAGCAGAGGCAAAAAAUCGUUAGCCCGGAAGUAUCCAGAGCCGGGAUUGCGAAGCAAUUCAAUUCCGGUGUCCCUUAUGGGCGCGGGUCGAAUAACGCGAGUCUCGGCGAGGUGAGAAAACGUCCUGGUCAGAAUCUUCGCUGCUCUAACUGCGGCGCCCUGGGCUCGCGCUUCGAGUGCCUCGGCUGCGAGACCGCCGUCUACUGCAAUGAGUUCUGCCAGACCCAACACUGGUCCAUCCAUGUUGUCCAGUGUCCUAAAAUCAUGCCCAAACUCAAGAAGGUUGGUUAG